Messenger RNA from Tripterygium wilfordii, 2870 nucleotides. RefSeq names its product ferric reduction oxidase 7, chloroplastic-like. Gene Ontology annotation, molecular function: oxidoreductase activity. The record is from RefSeq and is a predicted model, not a curated record. Gene Ontology annotation, cellular component: plasma membrane. Lineage: Eukaryota; Viridiplantae; Streptophyta; Magnoliopsida; Celastrales; Celastraceae. The transcript has 9 exons. Bases 407 to 2617 code for a protein of 736 amino acids.
AUGAUGUCAAAGAAGGUUAGUGCUUGAUCGUGACACUGCCUGAGUCUCGUACACAUGAAUUUUGUGUGGACGAGGACUCAUGGUCUCCUCUCCACAAUUUUACAAGAUCAGUUACACAGUCUAUGAUGAUUCUCUAAUUUUGUUUUUUUUUUCUUGGAAGAAACCCAUCUAUAAGAUAAGAUAGUAGCUUAACUGGUCCAGAUUUUCUCUGCUUCACCUUUCACUUUCUUUUUCUUUUUUGUGAAUCAAAAUUUUUGAUGAUUUUGAUUUUCUCUGCUUUACCAUGGAUUUGGGUUUACGCCAGAUCAUUUCCCUAUAUAUAUGACUCUUUUGGACUCUGAAACUGACUACAUAGGAAAUUAAGGUUGUUGCAUAGUUCCUAGAUAAGAUCAGUGCCUUUGCUACCAUGGAUGACCACUCAAUUAAAGAACCCCUUUUUUUCAGUAAAGGUGGGAAGAGGAAACCCCUGUUAGUGUUAUUGGCCAAAUGGGUUCUCGAAAUUGUAAUGUGGGCAGUGUUUGUUUCAUGGGUUACCCUGAUCUUUCUGUAUCCUACACAAUUUGGGAGUGAUUUGUUUCAGAAAUAUGUUCAGGCAACAACUGGUACUGCUUUUGGGCUUACAGGAAGUAUAUUCCUGGUAUUCAGUGGCCCAAUUAUUGUUAUAGCAUUUCUUGCUAUAAUCCACCUUAUCAUUUCAGGAGAGGAGAAUUUCCAGGAGAAACAAGCUUCCAAACGUCCAAGUGUUCGCUUGUGGACAUUUCCUGUUCUGGUAGAUGGACCAUUUGGGGUUGUUUCUGCAGCUGAAAUUAUUGGGAUCCUCCUCUUUGCUGUGUAUAUUAUCUGGGCUGUCUAUGCUUACACAAUGAGGAAUCUGAGUCUUAUAUCCGAAGAUGAAUUUACUUCUAAAUCGAGAAGCAUCUGGUUGUUGGAACUCACGGGACUUCGCUUUGGUGCAAUGGGACUAUUUUGCCUGGCAUUUUUGUUUCUCCCAGUUUCAAGGGGUUCCGUACUUCUCCGCCUCAUAAAUAUUCCUUUUGAACAUGCUACAAGAUAUCAUGUAUGGCUGGGUCAUCUGACAAUGCUGGUUUUUACUCUCCAUGGGCUGUUUUAUGUGAUAGGAUGGGCAAUGGAGGGGAAUCUACUACAUGAGAUAUUAGAGUGGAAAGAUAUUGGUAUUGCCAAUCUUGCAGGAGUUAUCAGUCUUUUAGCCGGUCUGUUUAUGUGGGUGACAUCACUUCCCGGUGUCAGACAGUGGAAUUUUGAGUUGUUCUUCUACACCCAUCAACUGUAUAUUAUCUUUGUCCUCUUCUUUGCAUUGCACGUUGGCGACUUCAUAUUCAGUAUGUCUGCUGGAGGAAUAUUUCUCUUCAUGCUUGAUCGGUUUCUGAGAUUCUGCCAAUCACGGAGGACAGUUGAUAUAAUUUCAGCCUCAUGUCUUCCCUGUGGAACUGUGGAGUUGGUUCUUUCCAAACCUGAAAAUCUCCGGUACAAUGCCCUUAGUUUUGUAUUCCUUCAAAUUCGGGAACUAUCGUGGCUGCAGUGGCAUCCUUUCAGUGUUUCAUCUAGUCCGCUGGAUGGUAAAACUCAUCUGGCCAUUCUCAUAAAGGUUCUUGGGAAGUGGACGGAAAAGCUUAGAGGAAAUAUUAUCAAUGCCUCUGAUGAGGCAAAACCUCAGGAGCUGCUUCUUCGAACUCAUCCCAAGAUCACCGCUUCUGUCGAGGGGCCUUAUGGUCACGAGUUGACAUACCAUUUGAUGUAUGAAAAUCUUGUAUUAGUAGCAGGUGGCAUUGGGAUUUCACCAUUCCUUGCUAUCUUGAGUGAUAUUCUCCACCGUAUUAGAGAAGGCGAACCUUGUCUACCGAAAAACAUUGUGGUUGUUUGGGCAGUUAAGAAAUCAGAUGAGCUUCCUCUUCUUUCGACCAUUGACAUGGAAUCAAUCUGCCCAUAUUUCUCUGAAAAAGUAAAUCUUGAUAUUCAAAUCUACGUCACUCGAGAAUCAAAUCCUCCAUUGGAAGAGGGUAAUGUUCUUGAGAUUAGAAGUUGUUCCAUUUCUCCUUUGUCCAAUGGAUGUGGCAUGUCAGUUUUGGUUGGUACAGGGCACAAGAUAUGGUCCGGCCUGUAUGUUAUUGCAUCUACAUUAGGCUUUGUUGUUCUUUUUGGUUUGCUGGAUAUCCUUUACAUAAACCCACGUAAGAUAUCGACAUGGUGGUACAAAGGUCUUCUUUUCCUACUCUGCAUGGUUCUCGGUAUGGUCAUCUUCGGAGGUCUUGUAAUUGGUUUAUGGCAUAUGUGGGAAAGAAUAACUGCUACAGAAGAAGAAUCUAAGCAUGAUAGGGUAAAAAGUUACCAGCUGCCGUCUAAUGAAGAUGUGGUAAAGAAGGAUAUAUCUCAUAACGAGUCUACAAGUUCAUCUGCUAUUCAGUAUGGUUUGAGACCGGACUUCAAAGAAAUUUUUGAAUCAUUGUCCAAGCAAUGGGGAAAUGUUGAUGUGGGUGUGCUGGUGUGUGGUCCUCCAACUCUUCAGUCAAGUGUUGCCAAGGAAAUCAGGUCACAUAAUAUGAGGAGACAGAGCCCAGAUCCAAUCUUCCAUUUCAACAGCCACAGCUUUGAUCUGUAGGCAUCAGCACUACCAUUUUCUUCUUCAGACUGUGUAUAUUGUAUGUUAGUAAUACUUUUAGCGUGGGAGGGGACUCGAAUCUUUCUAUAGUUCCAGUCUACAGUGUGCGCUACUACGGGUCCUUAUCUGUACUAAAUCUGCACCUUUGACCUAUAUCUCAGAAAAAUAUAUGGAAAUACAACAAAAUAUAGUAAUUUGAAAUGUACAUACUAUGGAGGAGGCUUGUAGUCAGCCUCUCACCUUGGGUUGUUUA